Molecule: messenger RNA, 1809 nt
Organism: Sitophilus oryzae (rice weevil)
Lineage: Eukaryota; Metazoa; Arthropoda; Insecta; Coleoptera; Curculionidae
Product: coiled-coil domain-containing protein 22 homolog
Exons: 8
Coding region: 117-1748 (543 amino acids)
Biological process (GO): positive regulation of ubiquitin-dependent protein catabolic process
Molecular function (GO): cullin family protein binding
Source: RefSeq, a predicted model, not a curated record
AGUUACAAAAUGUGUCAAAAAAUCAGCUGUUGUUUAUAAAUUAUUAAAAAACAAUUAUUUAAUAAUAAAAUUAAUGCAUUUCAGUUAAUAUCAUUCUUUGAAUAUCAUUUAAGAUCAUGGAAGAGGUUGAUAAAAUAAUUAUAGACUCCCUAAAACAUAUUAAUUGUGAUAUAGACGAAGAUAUCAAUAGUUUAAAACAGUUCGAACCAGAUCUAGUUUUAGAAGCUAUUUCGUCCUGUCUGGCGAUUAUAAAUCCAGACAUACAAGUUAUAAAAAAAUUACCUGCUUCUAUGAGCGGUAAAAUCAAGUUGGCAUCUAAUGUAGCUCAGCAGAUACAAACUAUAGGUUUUAAGGGUGACAUGGGAUACCAAACGAUUUUGUAUAGCAAUGAGGUAGAAGUACGUAGGGUAUUAAUGUUUCUAAUAGAACGUCUUCCAAAAGAAGCAAGUCCAAUUACAACAAUUGAACCAGUCGGAUAUGUAGCAAGAAUAGUAAAAGAUAUAGAAGACAGCUUAAAAAAGUCUUUGAAUAGCAUGUGGUUACCAACAGCUCUUCUUCAUUAUGGUACAAGACAAAUUUCCGAUAAUAUAAUUGUCAACAGUCUAGGAAACAGUAGUGAACUAAAUUCUGUUAAUUUAAUAUUACCAAGUGCAGAAAACAGAGAAUACAUUCCUGAAGUUCCUAGACAGUGUACGAAAAAACAAUUAUUACCAUCGAUAUUAUUUAAACCAGCAGACUUUACAAAUUGUAGUAACUGGGAAAAUUUAGUACAACAGAGGUUAAUAAAAACUGAUAUAACUGAUCAAAUACUUGAUGAAACUUCAAAUGAUAAAUAUACAGAAAGCACUCCAAUAGAAUCUGAAAAAGUAGAAGCUCCGAAUACUUUAAAAACUUCCAUAGAACAUUUGAAAAUUAAAAAGAACGAGUUAGUUGCUUUGCAGGAAUCAGUCAAUGGUUUAGAAAAAGAGUUGAAGAAGAUUCAAAACGAAAAUUUAGUAGAAGAAAAGCAUUUAAAAGAAAUCACACAUAAUGCCAAAAUCCUUAGUACAACUUUGGCAGUUUUAUAUAACGAAGAAAAUAAAGUUAAGUUAACAAAUUCUAUAGAAAAAGCUAAAAAUCGUUUAGUUGACUUAAAAAAACAGUGGGACGAAGUUCAGUCACCUCUAUUAGAAGAGCAUAUAGCCUUAAAAAGCUCGGUAAGUUCAGAAAGCAUAAAAAAUCAGAAUGAUGGAUAUAAAUAUAAGAAUUUAAAACAAACUUAUGCAAAUUUAGUUAGAGAUUUUAAAGAAAAAUAUUUACUUGAAGAAAAACUUGUGGAAAAAUGCAAAGAACUUGGCAAUAAAAAUAACAGAGCAGCUUAUACGAAAAGGAUCUUGGAAAUUGUAGCUAACAUCAAGAAACAGAAUCAUGAAAUUGAAAAGGUUCUGUUGGACACUAAAGAUGUGCAAAAAGAUAUCAACAGUCUUACAGGUCAAAUUGAUAGAUCUUUUACGUUAAGUGAUGAAUUAAUAUUCUACGAUUGCAAACAAGACGAAACAGCUAGAAGAGCUUACAAACUCUUGGCUGCCCUGCGUGAAGAAUGCAAUGGGGUUCUUCAGGCAGUGUCUGAUAUGGGCCAAACUGAAAGAGAACUAAGAAAUUUGGAAGAACAAAUUGAAAGUGAGAAGUCCAAAGGCGUCAAAGAAAAACUGGAAAAGAUUCAAAAAGAUCUGGACGAAAUCCAAAAAGAAAUUAAACUACUCUCUUGAGUGUUUUUAUAUGUAUAUCUAAGUUUUAAAAUUUGUACAGAACUGUUAUAACAAAAUAUAA